AUGAAUCAGCAACAACAACAACCAGGAUGCAAUCCCGUCGACAGCGUCAGUGAAAAUAGCACCAAAAGAUUAAAAGUGGACCCCACAACUAACAGCAACACCAACGUACAAUUCCCUAAUUGUCAAACUACAGCUAAGUUAGGCAACGUUAGUGAUGUUAGUAAAAGUAAAAUGAUUGGCACCCACAAUGGAACCUUCCACUGUGAUGAUGUUUUUGCCUGCUACAUGCUGAAACAACUUGAUCAGUAUAAAGAUGCCUGUAUAAUUAGGACAAGAGAUUCAGUCAAAUUAGAUGAAUGUGACAUUGUUGUCGAUGUGGGGGGCGUUUUUGAUAGUGCCAAAUUGAGAUUUGAUCAUCAUCAGAGAUCAUUCAAUGAAUCCCUAUCGACCAUAAACCCUAGCAAAAAAUGGAAGACAAAACUUAGCAGUGCUGGUUUGAUUUAUGCUAAAUUUGGCCUACAAGUUAUAAAUAGCAUCAUUAAUAAACAUAAGCUAAUUAAUAUUCAUGAAGAAGAAAAUUCCGUCUGUGGAACUGGUAAUGAUACUUUUGGUAGUGGCGGUGAUGAUAAUGAUGGGGAUAAAUUAGAAAUUUUUUAUGAUCUUUUGUAUGAGUCGUUCGUUGAGGCCAUAGAUGCUAUUGAUAAUGGGAUCAAUGUUUCUGAAGGACCUGCAAGAUACACCAUCAGUACUGAUCUAAGCUCUAGAGUUUCAUAUCUCAACACGAAUUGGUGCGACCCGGAUGGACAGAAGGAAGAAGUUAUUUACAAACAGUUUGAGAAAGCAAUGGCUAUGGUUGGUAGUGAGUUCGACGAUAGGAUCACCUACUUGAAUGGUGUGUGGUGGCCAGCUAGGAUGAUUGUUAAGAAGGCUUUGGAAGAAAGGUUUCAAAUUCAUCCGAGUGGCGAGAUAAUGAUGUUUGGUGAUGGUUCCUGUCCGUGGAAGGAUCAUUUGAGAAUGUUGGAACAGGAAGAGGAAAUGGAUGAAGACGGACUAAAAGAUAAAAGUAACAGUGCGUCCAGAUUAGUUAAGUAUGUCCUCUACCCUGAUCUGAAUGGUUCUUGGAGGAUCCAAUGCGUACCUUUGUCUAGGAAUUCAUUCGACAAUCGUCUCUCACUACCAAAAUCAUGGCGGGGACUGCGAGAUGAGGAGUUAUCAAAGAUCACAAAUAUUGCCGGAUGUAUUUUUGUGCACGCUUCCGGUUUUAUUGGCGGGAACAAAACUCAAGAUGGCGUCCGAAAGAUGGCGGAAGAGGCGCUGAAGGCAAGGGAUGAUGAAGAGAAAGAAAAGUUGACGAUAAAAGGAUAAAUGAAUGAAUGAAUUUAUUGGCUGAUAUUAAACUAAAAAAAAUCAUGAUUGAUUGAUCGAUUGGAUUGUUGGAUCGACUGAAAAAUGACCUUAUAAUAUUUUAUAAAUAAAAGAUAAUAAUAUCA
Helobdella robusta is the source of this 1430-nucleotide messenger RNA. RefSeq lists its product as hypothetical. The record is from RefSeq and is a predicted model, not a curated record. Lineage: Eukaryota; Metazoa; Annelida; Clitellata; Rhynchobdellida; Glossiphoniidae. The coding region runs from base 1 to 1305 and encodes 434 amino acids. Gene Ontology annotation, cellular component: cytoplasm; nucleus. The transcript is spliced from 9 exons.